UUCAUUUUCAUUGCCCUCGUUACGCAAAAUGGCUCCCUCGACGGAGAUUGCUUCGAUGGACAACAUCUUGCACCAUAUUACGACCUCGAAUAAUGUUGUUGCUCUCAAUGUGACGAUAAAGAAUUGCCUCCCGAAGGAUGCCCGGGAUCUGAUACUGUCGGGAUCGCUGAGCUCAGGUCAGGACCCGUUGAAUGUGCUGGAUGCGAGAGAAAACAGCCUUGGAAUUCUCUAUAUUCUAGCUGCACGACUGCAGACAAUGACUACACCGCCAACCUGGGAUUUCAUUGACCAUUUCUGUCAAGUCUUCAAUCCAGAACAGGUGCGACAUGCACCAGAGAGAGUCGUGAUAUUACUUGCCGGUAUUCUGAGACUGGCGAGCCAUUAUCAGAAUAUGCGACUAUCAUUGCCUUCUCUUCGCGCCCUAGCUAUGCGCUAUCCAACAUCACCUACCCAUUUGACGACCAUACACACCCGUUUCCUUCUCGUCUGUGCACAGACCCAUUCCUUCACCCAUGCUCUUCCGCUUCUCCUCAAUCAUCAGAUCACCGAUAUCGCGACCAGUCUGACCCCCGAUAUUGGUUACCUCGACAAUCUCAUAUACCAUUAUCUGGGUGGUAUCUGCCUCGCUGCACUGGGUCGCUGGGCGGAAUCAGAGGAUUACUUUGAGGUGUGCAUAACUGCUCCCGGGGUAGCAAGCGCGCUGCAGGUAGAGGCGUUGAAGAAGUUGAAGCUUGUCCAGCUGAUCCGACAAGGCAGCACGUCAUCACUGCCAAAGUAUACGAACAAUGCGAUACUGCGAGCAUUUAAAAACAGUCCGUAUCAUGCAUUUGUAGAGGCGUACCCAAGUAAUGUGGACAAAAUGCUGUCGGUAAUUGAAAAAGACCGGACGCUUUUCCAGACGGAGAAGAAUGCAGGCCUCUUGAGCCGUGCAUGGGCUAGGGCGCCGAGAUGGUCAUUAAAGAAGCUUACACGCACGUAUGUCACGCUGAGCUUGGGAGAGAUUGGGAGACAGGUGGGAAUCAAGAACGAGGAAGAAGUCCGAGAUUUGGUGCUUAGCAUGAUUGAGGAAGGCGAUGUAUAUGCUACACUGUCGGACACGACGGUGACAUUCUCGGACCCGCCGCAAUCGUUCACCAAGGAACAAGUUGACAGGGUUCUUUUACGGGCACAACAGGAGUGUCGAGAACUCGGUAUCCUCGACCUAGAGACUGGCAAAAGCAAAGACUUCUUGUCAAAGGUGCGUUCCACGAUCUGUUGACCACUUUCUCUGCUCCUCGGAACCGGAAUUAUUGUUGUUUUUUUUUUUCGUCUCCAGGCAAUGAAAUCGCAAGACUCUUCCUGGUCUCCAUCGAUGGCUAUGGGGGGAGAAGAAGAAGUAUUCGUGGGCCAUGGUGGUGCCUCUUGGGCCGAGGAGAUAGGGUUUUCCUGAGCUAUG
Messenger RNA from Guyanagaster necrorhizus, 1435 nucleotides. RefSeq lists its product as uncharacterized. Gene Ontology annotation, cellular component: COP9 signalosome. Bases 29 to 1258 code for a protein of 409 amino acids. Gene Ontology annotation, biological process: ubiquitin-dependent protein catabolic process. The transcript is spliced from 4 exons. The record is from RefSeq and is a predicted model, not a curated record. Lineage: Eukaryota; Fungi; Basidiomycota; Agaricomycetes; Agaricales; Physalacriaceae.